Messenger RNA from Chenopodium quinoa (quinoa), 504 nucleotides. RefSeq names its product hydrophobic protein RCI2B-like. Gene Ontology annotation, cellular component: membrane. The record is from RefSeq and is a predicted model, not a curated record. The coding region runs from base 157 to 321 and encodes 54 amino acids. The transcript has 3 exons. NCBI's taxonomy places the organism in Eukaryota, Viridiplantae, Streptophyta, Magnoliopsida, Caryophyllales, Amaranthaceae.
ACCAAAUACCAUUUUUCAUUAUUAUACUUUUAUUAAGUCUCUUACUCUUUUUUUUUUUUUUUUUUUAAUUUCUCAAAAAAAAAAACUCUUACUCAAAAUUCUCUCAAUUUAUUUUUGAGGAAAAAAAAAAAAACCUCUCUAUUUCCAAAUUCAAAAAUGAGUACAGCAACUUUCAUUGAUGUUAUUAUUGCCAUCAUUCUCCCUCCUCUUGGUGUUUUCUUGAAGUUUGGUUGUCAGGUUGAGUUUUGGAUCUGUUUGGUACUGACAUUAUUGGGGUACCUCCCUGGAAUUCUUUAUGCACUCUAUGUCAUCCUCAGAUGAUCUCUUCACUCCUUAAAUGGUGUGAAGGAUGCUCGUUGUUGUCGAUGAUGAGUAUGCAGUAGAAGUUUCUUGUUUAAUUUGAUUGGUUAUUCAUUGAGGGCAUCUUUAAGGGUGAACUAUUUAAUUGUUCACAAUGAAUAAACAAAUAAAGUGGUGGCUUAAUGGCAAACUUUUAAUGGUUCA